This is a messenger RNA of Dioszegia hungarica, 1320 nucleotides long. RefSeq names its product pyridoxal phosphate-dependent transferase. Gene Ontology annotation, biological process: amino acid metabolic process; biosynthetic process. Bases 1 to 1320 code for a protein of 439 amino acids. The record is from RefSeq and is a predicted model, not a curated record. Gene Ontology annotation, molecular function: transaminase activity; pyridoxal phosphate binding. The transcript is spliced from 6 exons. NCBI's taxonomy places the organism in Eukaryota, Fungi, Basidiomycota, Tremellomycetes, Tremellales, Bulleribasidiaceae.
AUGCCUGAUCUUCGCCUCCUCACCUCCGCCGCGUCCAACGACACGCUCUGCGAUCUCCCCCUCAAGCAGCUGGCUGUCCGUACACCACCUGCAGCUUGGAACAUCCGUGUCUCUCCAGCCAUCGCCCUCUCCCGCAACCCUAUCCGCUCCACCAUCGCAUCCGUCACCUCCACCCCACCUCAAACUACUAAAGCACCCAUCAACCUCGGGCUCGGCGAUCCCACCUCCUACCCUCUUCACCCACCACCGCCAACCACUUCCGCUGCUAUCAUCACUGCCGUCUCGGGCGAGCGGUCGAACGGCUACGUACCUGGCGCGGGGACGACAACGGCGAGGCAAGCUGUCGCGGACUACCACGAGAGAUGGGACCGCGUCCAGUACGAUGCUGAUGAUAUCACUUUGACCCACGGUGUCGGCCAAGCUCUGGACAUGCUCUUUUCGGUCCUCUGCCCUCACUCGCGCAUCGAGCAGACCAACGUCCUCCUCCCUCGCCCUGUCUUCGCGCAGUACCCUAUGCUCCUGGCGAAUCUUGGCGUCGAGGCGAGGUUUUACGACUGUAUUGAGGAGAACGGGUGGGAGGCGGAUCUGGACAUGCUGCGGAGUCUGGUAGAUGAGCGGACCCGAGCUAUCGUCGUGACCAACCCUAGCAACCCUUGUGGCACAAACUUCUCAGCCAAGCACAUCUCGGACAUACUAGCCGUCGCAGAAGAAUGGAAAGUCCCCAUCAUCGCCGACGAGAUCUACGGACACAUCACCUGGUCCACUCCCUUCACUCCCCUCGCCUCCCUCUCCAACUCCGUGCCCAUCCUCACCCUCUCCGGCCUUUCCAAACGCUUCCUCCUCCCGGGCUGGCGAGUCGGAUGGAUUGCGCUUCACGACCCCCUCGGCGUAGCUGGACCUAUCCGAGAAGGGCUCGCAGUAUGGGCAAACCGAUACUUUGGACCUAGCAGUCUUACCCAGGCUGCUCUGCCUGAGAUCCUCCUGACUCCGGACGCAUGGCACGCCGAGGUCCUUGCGAAAGUCAAGCUUAAUGCGGAGAUCAUGACCUCAUCCAUCAACCAGAUCCCCGGAAUAUCCUGCGUCGCACCUACCGGCGCGCUUUACAUGCUCGUUCGUAUCGACCCCCUCUCCUUCCCCGAAUUUACCGACGACGUCGACUUCUGCGCAGCGCUCUACAGGGAAGAAGCGGUGUUUGUGCUCCCGGGACAGUGCUUUGAGGCGGUGGGGUACUUUAGGGUGGUGUUGGCGAGUCCGGCGGAGAUCAUGAGGGAAGUAGGGGUGAGGUUGGCGGAGUUUUGUGCGAGGCAUCGGGUAUUGUAA